This is a messenger RNA of Sparassis crispa, 843 nucleotides long. RefSeq lists its product as uncharacterized. The transcript is spliced from 7 exons. Gene Ontology annotation, cellular component: endomembrane system. The coding region runs from base 1 to 843 and encodes 280 amino acids. The record is from RefSeq and is a predicted model, not a curated record. NCBI's taxonomy places the organism in Eukaryota, Fungi, Basidiomycota, Agaricomycetes, Polyporales, Sparassidaceae.
AUGCGGCUUGUUUCUCUCCUACCAUUUUCAUCGACUGCUUCAACUCCCGAGAUAGCAAAAGCAUAUCGAAAGAAGAGCAUACAAUUGCAUCCAGACAAGAACCCAGGUGUGAAGCACGCGCACGAACGGUUUGCAAGGCUCAGCGUCGUAUCCUCGAUACUCAGGAAUGCGGAGAGCCGUAAACGAUAUGACUUCUUCUACAAGAACGGUGUACCAAAAUGGAGAGGAACUGGAUACUACUAUUCGCGUUUCCGUCCAGGACUUGGAACAGUCAUCGUAUUCCUGGUCUUCAUAUCCUCGUGUUUACAAUAUCUGGUUCAACGCAUGAACUACAACCGCGACUUGAAGAGGAUAGAGUGGAUCAUCCAGCAAGCACGGUCCGCCGCAUGGGGUUCGAAGAUGCUUCCCAUAGAAGGGCGAAGGAAGGUGAAAGUCAAUCUAGGUGGUGGUCCACGUCUAGACGAAGACGGAAACAUAGUGUCCGGAAGAAUGGUUGAUAUCACGGUGGAGGGAACUGACGUCUACAUCCUUGAGCCGGAUGGCACUCUGCUCCCAGUGAACAGCAACACCGCAGUCGCGCCGUCGUUCAAGAGAACCUGGUUCGUCGGCCUUAUGACGAACCUGAUACGCGGCGUGGUCAAGAGGCCAUCAAAUGCGGAAGAGGUUAAUGGUGUAGACUCUGUGGAGAGGGAUGAGGGAGAGGAGACUGACGAUACGUCCGUCUCCGGCUCGGUGAGGGGCGGAACGGUGACACCGAAGGGAGCAGCGCCUGGUGCAAAGGGCGUGCGGGCUCCCGCUGUGAUGGGUGGCGGGAAACGGAGAAAAAACCCGCGAAGGCGAUGA